Oncorhynchus gorbuscha (pink salmon) is the source of this 583-nucleotide messenger RNA. RefSeq names its product exportin-T-like. Gene Ontology annotation, cellular component: cytoplasm; nuclear pore; nuclear matrix. The transcript is spliced from 4 exons. The record is from RefSeq and is a predicted model, not a curated record. The annotation marks the transcript as partial. Gene Ontology annotation, biological process: tRNA re-export from nucleus. Gene Ontology annotation, molecular function: small GTPase binding; tRNA binding. Lineage: Eukaryota; Metazoa; Chordata; Actinopteri; Salmoniformes; Salmonidae.
GGUGGUGGACAGAGACAUCCUGCACUCCCCUGAGGAGGUUCGUAGGAACACAUUAAUAAAGGAUGGUAUGAGGGAGCAGGUCAUCCCCAGCCUGGUUGAGUCCUGGUACCAGAUCCUCGGGGCCUAUCAGCAGUCUCACCCUGAGAUCACUUGUCAAUGUCUGGAGGUAGUGGGGGCAUACGUCUCCUGGAUAGACCUCAACCUCAUCGCCAACGACAGGUUUGUGAACCUGCUGCUGAGUCAGAUGUCUGUGGAGGACCUGAGAGAGGAGGCGUGUGACUGUCUGUUUGAGAUUGUCAAUAAAGGAAUGGACCCGACAGACAAGACCAAGCUGGUGGAGUCCUCUGAGGAGGAUGUGGACUUCCUGGCUAAGUUCUCCAGGCUGGUGAACGGGAUGGGCCAGUCUCUGGUUCUGAGCUGGACCAAACUGGCCAAGGGGGGCGACGUGAAGGCAGCCGCCGAGGCGCUGCGUGCCCUCGAGACAAAGGUCCCUCUGCUCCUCCAGCUGCUGGUCCACGACGACGACGACAUCUCAGCCAACAUCGUAGGCUUCUGCUACGACUACCUGAACAUACUCAAACAG